GGGAUCCCGCAGGCGGGCAGGCGAGCGUCCGUCAGUCCGUCCCCGCCGCGCCCCAGGGCGAAGCUGGCGUGAGCCAUAUGGGAGCAGCCUUCUGUCCGGUGCACGGGCUCUGGUGGUGUUGGGCAUGAUGCUGUGGGUCCUGGUGGGUGCCCUCCUCCCUGUGGUGCUGUUGGCUGCCCCUCCUCCAAUCAACAAACUGGCACUGUUCCCAGACAAGAGUGCCUGGUGUGAGGCCAAGAACAUCACCCAGAUCGUGGGGCAUAGUGGCUGUAAAUCAAAAUCCAUCCAGAACAGGGCCUGCCUGGGACAGUGUUUCAGCUACAGUGUCCCCAACACCUUUCCCCAGUCUACAGAGUCCUUGGUACACUGUGACUCCUGUAUGCCCUCUCAGUCCAUGUGGGAAAUUGUGACACUGGACUGUCCCAGUCACGAUGAAAUGCCCCGAGUGGACAAGCUGGUGGAAAAGAUCAUCCACUGUAGCUGCCAGGCUUGCGGCAAAGAGGCCAGCCACGAGGAGAUGAGCUUUUUCACGCAUGGCAGAGAGGAACACCCUGGCUCCCACGCUGGCCGCCAUUCCCUUGAGGUUGAGGAACCCCCUGGUCCCACCCACCCGAUGGAGGAGGGGGCUGAGGAGUGAUUUCCUCCUUCCUUUUCCCUCCCCUUCCCCCAUCCCCCUCCCUUGGAACUCUGCUUCCCACCUUUCUGUGGGGGAGAGGAGAGGCUGGGCCCCCACCCCCUCCCUGUGGUCAUUGGAUGGACUUGGACUGCUGCCCGGUUGUCACAGCAAUUACUGAGAGUAGGGGGAAACAAGAAUCCAUGCUGCAUAUGUUAAUAUAUUCUGAGGAGACUGGGGUGGGGGUGGGAGAUGGGAACAUUGGGGCUAAAUGGGGUCCUUGGGGUUCAUCUUUCUUUUUUGAAGGUUACAUUGACUCAGCCCUUCAGUUACUUAGAGCCAGGGCUAGAGAAGUAGGAAGUGAAGGUCCCUGGCUAGGAGCUGGGCAGAAGGCAUUGUACCCCCCCGGUGCCAGGGCCUCAGAUGGAGCUAGGACAGGUGUAUUGCCAAGGAAUAGACGGGCGUUUUAAAAAAUGUGGGCAGCGGCAGUAAGGAGGUGAGAUUGCAGUGAUGUGUAGAUGUGUGGCAUGGUGGGUGGGGUUGGGGAUGGGGUGCAGCAAUGUGGCAUUGAUUCUGGAGUGGGGGAAGCUGGAAGUGGGGAGAAUCUUCUUCUCCCCUGGGAUCCUCACGCAUGGCUCCAUAAUUUGCUGGAGGGAACAUCUGGGCACAGGGGAGGCCCAAUCCCCAGGUCUUACUCUUGGCUUUGCUAUAGAAACACCUUGGAGUGAGGGAAGAGAUAACUUUCUCUGCCAGCCGAGUGGUGCAGAUGAGGAGGAGGCUUUGGGUUAACCUUUCAGAAACAGUUCUCUGUCUUCUUCUGAAACACCCCAGCACCAUCUGUGACCUACCCUCUUUGGUCCAAACCCUCUCCAGGCCAUUCAUUAGAGCCUAGCCUAGCCUAGGGAAGGAAGGGAGGUUUUUCUCUAAGAUUAAGUGGAGCUUCCUCACCUGUCAUCUUCUUUUGCGAGGCUGACCAGAGCUGCCCCUGUAGAAGUGGGGACCCCAUUCUCAAAACCUUCCAGGAGGAAAGGCCUAGAUCAGGAGAAAAGGAUAUCCUACCCCAUUGGGAGGAGGAGAGGGGAUGGAGAAACAUGCCAACCUCCAUCUGGGUGAUCUAGAAGUCUUCGAGGGUUAUACUGGGUUGAGUUGAAAGUGUGUUUGAACAUAUACACUUUUGGGGCUCAUUGGGGGAGGCACAGUACCCCCCUCCCCAACUUCUGCUCCUGCUUCUUAACCAACUGCACUUUAAUCCUGAGGGAGGGGGUAGAGGACAUGGGAAUCUCCAGAAGGGCUAUUGUUAUUUCCCAAGAAAGGGGGUGGGAGUACAUCUGCUGCCUGGAAAUGCCCCUGGCUCCCCCAAGACCAUCCCAGAACUGCCUUUUUCCAGGGAAGUAUUUGCCUCAUCCAUAAAUGCACCCCCUUCUGUCCCCUCCCCAACCCUCAUGACUCAUGGCUGGAACUUGUAACCAGUAGCCUGUCUUCCCUUCUAAAUAAAGAAGUUCAGUGUCCUUUUGUGA
This is a messenger RNA of Vombatus ursinus (common wombat), 2130 nucleotides long. Its product is annotated as neuroblastoma suppressor of tumorigenicity 1-like. The coding region runs from base 125 to 637 and encodes 170 amino acids. The record is from RefSeq and is a predicted model, not a curated record. Gene Ontology annotation, biological process: animal organ morphogenesis. Gene Ontology annotation, molecular function: receptor ligand activity; BMP binding. The transcript is spliced from 4 exons. Lineage: Eukaryota; Metazoa; Chordata; Mammalia; Diprotodontia; Vombatidae.